Galleria mellonella (greater wax moth) is the source of this 798-nucleotide messenger RNA. RefSeq lists its product as uncharacterized. Bases 87 to 743 code for a protein of 218 amino acids. Lineage: Eukaryota; Metazoa; Arthropoda; Insecta; Lepidoptera; Pyralidae. The transcript is spliced from 4 exons. The record is from RefSeq and is a predicted model, not a curated record.
UUAGGCAAGCACAGAAAAAUUGUCCGUGAAAACAAUGUAAAAUAAUAUAAAAAGGGAUUCACAAUUAGGAUCUGAACGGACCCAAGAUGUUCCUGCAGGCUUGCAAUACUAUACUCUAUGGAGUAAUAAUACUAAGUCUCUUUUUGAUCGAUUACAUAUUGGGAAACGGGUUCGUUGACAUGUCACAAAAAAUGUUCUGCAAAUUUGCAUGUUUCGUGAAGAGGUCCAUCAGGGAGGAGGCGAAACAGGCCUUCAGAAGCGAGAAUCCAAUCAGUCUACCGAUAUUGUUUACUGAAAUUAUAGUUUUGUCUCUGACAAUAGCAUUUUUGAACAAAUACAAGAAGCAUCGAGGACACGACAGGCUGGAUGAACUACUCCACGAGAGCAAGGAAGCUCUGCGUCAGACCAACGUAUUUCUUGAGAAGUGGCGUUUAAAGCGGGUACCUACUGACUAUACUUACUUGGACGACGAGCCGCAGGAGAUCAAGCCACUCAAGCUUGAAGUUCCCAUACUGCAUAUGGCGAUAGUUGACACCCUUGGCACAGCCAGGAGCCAACCUGAAAGUGGAGAUGCAGGUGAUGCAAUCAAUGUCAUCGAUUCCACUCUCCUCUCAUCAACAUCCAUGCUCGAUGAGGAGUUAGACUCGAUACCGGAUUUUGAUUGGAUCGAAGACAAACACGUCGAGUUUAGGAACAGAUUCUUAUGGGACGUGAUGGAGGAAGAUGCCAAUGUGGAAGACUAGAUUGUACUUGUAUGUCUAUCUUGAUUUGUAUUUAUAUAAAACUUAUGUUUUUGUA